Syngnathus acus (greater pipefish) is the source of this 3225-nucleotide messenger RNA. RefSeq names its product mitogen-activated protein kinase kinase kinase 14a (gene map3k14a). Gene Ontology annotation, molecular function: protein kinase activity; ATP binding. Gene Ontology annotation, biological process: protein phosphorylation; positive regulation of canonical NF-kappaB signal transduction. Lineage: Eukaryota; Metazoa; Chordata; Actinopteri; Syngnathiformes; Syngnathidae. The record is from RefSeq and is a predicted model, not a curated record. The coding region runs from base 404 to 3055 and encodes 883 amino acids. The transcript is spliced from 15 exons.
GGUCCAAGUGAAUCCACAUUAGCGUCACUGCCCGACGUCACGUUUUAUAUUUCUUUUGUGCGGAACAGCCGUCGAGUGUGAUCCGCCUUCGGCCAAAUAGGUCGUGGCGUUGCGUUUCCCCCGAGUCGUCAGACUCCGCCUACCGAAGGAGCAAAGGGCUGGAGCAGUGGUUGCAGUGUGUGUCAAGAGCACAAAGGACAGGAGCCUCUCUAGCACCUUCAUUGCUAAUUUCUCCCAUGUAGCGUUGGAGACCUCAGCUCAGGGACGUUUUUUUUCUCAAGAGUUUGGCAAUUUUGUUUAUGCUCUGCGACUGUCUUCCUUCUUUCCGCUUGUUCGGGGUGUGCCUUCUUAAGGAAGCAACAUUCGGAUCGCUUUUGUUCUGCGAGAGCCAGAAGCAGCAGAUAUGGCAGUGAGGCAAAGAAUCUUCAACUCCACCGCCCCGUUCUCCGGGGCGCCGCUGGCCGACCUGAAGACCUCGUACCCAAAAUGCACAGCUGUCGAGAAAGGGACGCAGCAGCAUCACAAACGGGAGCGGCAAAAGCAGCAAGGGGAAGAGGAGGAAGUGGACGAAGAGCAGUGGAAGAGCAGCAAAGUGGACUACAUUGCACGCUUGAGCCCGCUGUUGAACAAAGUGCUGACUCAGGGCACUGCCGAGCAAGUCGGAGAGGCACCGCUGAAGAGCUCCGCCUUCAUUGCACAGGCUGAAUGUGAAACCCAGGAUUCCCAAGAAUUUAGUCCAUCUUGUUUUGAGCGUUCCUACGUUCCUUCCUCGAGCUGUUGCAUCAUCAGUCUGCAGCCGGAGCACAACAACGUGGCGUGUCCGACCACCGCCUCCGUCCAAGCGCCGGUCCCGCUCAACCCGAAGAAGAAGCCCCGCAAAAGGGUGAAGCGCAAAGCCCGGAAAAAGGUCCCCUGGGAGACGAAGAAGAAAGAGGAGGGGGAGGAGCAACGUAGCAGCUACCACACAGAUACCGCCGUGCCCUCUGGUGUCCCCGAACAAGAAAGUGGAAGUUCUCUGGAGCACACCGGAGAAGAUUCGCCGCAAGGACGAAGCAGCCCCCUCAUUUCCUCCUGCUGCAGCAGCGUGAAGAGCUCAGAGGAGGAGGAUGUAGCGCCCCCUGUCUACGGCGCUAAGCUCUACAACACGGGCUCCAGCUGCUCCCCGCUGGCCUGGGCUGAACUCUUCCCAGGCACCUCGCCUAGCCUCUGCUCCUACGCGCCGGACAGCGACUCGCUCAGCAGCGCCGGCGACUGCUCGCUGGCCCUCGUCGGCCUGCGGGGCAGCGUCAGCCAGGGCGACCCGUGCUACGCGGGGCCCUUCUUUAAGGAGGUGGCGCGCGGCGCUUGGGAAGAGGAAGAAGACGUGUGGCGGUCCGUCGACAACGAGGGGAUCAUUUUUUACAACGAGAAUAUCCAGCCUGUUGAUGCAGAGUAUAAGGAAGGAACGGAGUUUGUCCUAUCGGAGUUUAUCAAGGGAGGCUCCUACGGCGAAGUCCACGGUGCUCGAGAUGUCAACACAGGCUUCAAGUUUGCUGUCAAAAAGAUUGCCCUGAAGAGGUUCAACAGCGAGGAGGUGAGCACGUGGAGUGCCCUCCGAUCUCCUCGCAUCCUAGAGCUCUUCGGAGUUGUCCGAGACGGGCCUUAUGUUUUCUUUCUCAUGGACCACAAAACUGGCAAGUACUUCUUCAGCCUUACCCGCAAUAAUCAUAUAGCUAUAAAAAUAAUAAUUCACCGUGUCCAUCCAGGCUCGCUAGGCCAGCUGAUAAAGCAGCACGGGCGGCUGCCAGAGGACCUGAGCCUCUUCUACCUGUUGCAAGUCGCAACAGCGCUCGAGUACCUGGCCAAGAAGAAAGUGGUGCAUCUUGAUGUUAAAGCCGACAACGUACUGCUGUCCGAGGACGGCAGAGACUGCUUCCUGUGCGACUUUGGCCACGCCGAGAGAUUGGACGCUGCCGGGCUAAGUCUCAGCGGGUCCCGAGCAGACCUGAAGGGUACCGAGACGCACAUGUCCCCUGAAAUGGUGAAAGGCGAACCCCGUGGAGACAGAGCAGAUGUGUGGAGCAGCUGCUGCAUGUUACUGCACAUGCUCAACGGGUGCCAACCUUGGACUAGAUAUUACACUUGUCGACUCUUCUUAAAGAUCGCCAACGAGCCGCCGCCGCUCCAAGAAAUCCCGCCCGACUGCGGCCCCCUCACGGCGAACUUGAUUAAGGCGGGACUGCAGAAGGAUCCCAACAAGAGAGCGUCAGCCAGUGACAUGAAGGAACACGCGGCCAGAGCGCUCAAGCAAGUUGGGGGACUCAGAAGCCCAUGGAACAUAUCCUACAAGGAGCCUCUUUAUUUCGCCAACAAACCUCCGGACUUCCUACCGUCGGAGCGAGAAGACGAUGAGGAGAAGAAAACGGACCGGAGUGCGAUUGUGAACGACAGCGAUGAAGACGAAGCUGACACUUGUGAGCGAGGACAACAUUUUCAUUCAAACCAGUCAAAAAAUAGGAGCGCCAACACUGUUCCGGAACUUGAGCUGCGUAAACUGGAGCGAGAUUUCUAUCUGAGCAGCCUUUCCCAGCUUCACUCUGCUGAGAUGCAAGAACAGCUCUUGUCUUGUCUCAGCAGCGACACCUACUCCAUCCGCGAUCCGUGGGACAAAAAGGACUCGGGCCGCUGGUCUCUGAGCCCGGCUGAUGACUACAGCUCGGGAGUCUGCAGCGACACCAGCCAGCUAGACAGGCAGCAGAGCGUCAGUCUGGACCUGCUGGGCCAUUCGCCGCCUCAGCCGUGCUGUUUCCAAGGGGUGGACGUCUGUAUCAGAGACUUCAACGGGACAACCAUCCAAAUCCGAGAGACGCGGCGGGUGAAGGUGGGCCACAUCGCCACCGGUAUUAGCGAUCAGAUCUCUGAGAGAGUUUUCACAUUGGAGACGCAGCUGGGCUGCACAGUGGCUUACGACGACGAGGUGCAAGAGUCGGGCUUGAAGCUUUGCUGCGUUCUGGCUCCUGACUUCAGCGGCUCCUGGAGGUGGAGGAUCAGAGACGGAGUGCUGGAAACUAGAUGAGCGUUAAACAAAAAUGAAAUCACUGACAUGAUUUCAUGUCAUCUUCUGGCUUUUGUUGCCCCUCACAGCCAUCAACAUCUAGAUCUUCUUUAUAGGUCUGUGACUAUGUGGCUGAAUUUUUUAAUGCUGAUCCUGUACUUAACCUUAAUAAAAGACUGAAUCAUUACAUA